Molecule: messenger RNA, 1332 nt
Organism: Salvia miltiorrhiza (redroot sage)
Lineage: Eukaryota; Viridiplantae; Streptophyta; Magnoliopsida; Lamiales; Lamiaceae
Product: 2-oxoglutarate-dependent dioxygenase 19-like
Exons: 4
Coding region: 122-1165 (347 amino acids)
Source: RefSeq, a predicted model, not a curated record
AGAAACCACAUUCCCAUUUCCAGUGUCUCUCUAUAAGUACCAGCUUCAAACACUUCCCCAAACCAUCACUCACUCAUUCAUAAAAGAGAGAUAGAGAUACACAGAGAGAGAGAGAGAGACAAUGGCUGCCGUAGCACAAAACUCGUUCGUGAAAGCCCUAGCAGAGUCUUCCACUCUCAAAUCCAUUCCAUCCCACUUCACUUUCGCCACCGAUUCCAAAGGCUCCCAAUCCGAUUCGCUCCCCAUCAUCGAUUUCUCCCUCCUCAACUCCUCCGAUCGCCACCAACGCUCCCAAACCCUCCGCCACCUUGACGAUGCCUGCCGGGAAUGGGGUUUCUUCAUCUUGGUGAACCACGGGAUCCCGGAAACUCUCCUCAAGGCGAUAAUCGAGGCGAGCGUGGAGUUCUUCGAGCUGCCGGAGGAGGAGAAGCGACGCUACGAGGCCAAGAGCGCGUCGGACCCCAUCAAGUCCGGAAGCGGCAGCCUCAUCAACACCGCCGACCAAAGGGUUCAUCUCUGGAGGGAUUUCGUAAAGUCGUAUGUCCAUCCCGACUUCAACUGCCCUCGCCGUCCUCACUCUCUCAGGGAACAAUUGAGCGAGUACUCGGACCAAACCCGAGUGGUGUUCAGAAAACUGAUGCACGCGAUCGGGGAAAACCUAGGGCUCGAGGAAGGCUUCGUGGAUGAAGCUUUAAAGCUGGACUCGUGUUUUCAGCUGUACGCCGCCAACUACUACCCGCCGUGCCCGGAGCCCGAUCAGGCCAUCGGCAUUCCGGCGCAUACGGAUCACGGCCUUCUCACUUUUCUCAUACACAACGGAGUCGCAGGCCUUCAGAUCCAACACAAUGGCGAGUGGUUUGAUACCAUUUCGCCUCAAAAUGCAAUCCUCGUUAACAACGCUGACCAUCUUGAGAUAUUGAGCAAUGGGAGAUACAAGAGCGUGAGGCACAGAGCGGUGGUGAAUACCGAGGCGACGAGGAUCUCCGUCGUCAUGGCCAACGGCGCAGCGCCGGACGCCGUGGUUGCGCCGGCGCCGCAGCUGGUUGAACAAGACGGCCGCCCAUUUUAUCACCCCAUGAAAUUUAUAGACUAUGUGGAGACCAUGCUGAGCAAUCGACUCCUGGGAAAGAGCAACUUAGACUGCAUCAAGAUUCAAGAUGAAUAAAUUGUUUAAUCAUAUGUAAUUACUUACUCAAAAUACUAUUCCUACUUAUUUUGUCUACGACGUAAAAAUAAGUUUGCCUAGAUGAAUAAAUUGUUUAAUCAUAUGUAAUUACUUACUCAAAAUACUAUUCCUACUUAUUUUGUCUACGACGUAAAAAUAAGUUUGCC